Messenger RNA from Perkinsus marinus ATCC 50983, 867 nucleotides. RefSeq names its product cationic amino acid transporter, putative. The annotation marks the transcript as partial. The record is from RefSeq and is a predicted model, not a curated record. Gene Ontology annotation, cellular component: membrane. Gene Ontology annotation, molecular function: amino acid transmembrane transporter activity. Gene Ontology annotation, biological process: amino acid transport; transmembrane transport. The transcript is spliced from 9 exons. NCBI's taxonomy places the organism in Eukaryota, Perkinsozoa, Perkinsida, Perkinsidae.
AUGUAUGCUACACCUACUCAGUAUGGUAUUAUAUCAUUCUCCGUUUUAGCACCUACACUAUGUGCUAUAUGUACUCUUAUCUGUUUAUCUGGUGUAAAGGAGAGUGCUACCUUUAGCUUCAGUAUGGCAUGCCUUAAUAUAGUAUUACUCCUAACCUUCUCCCUAUAUGGAUCAUACAUGUAUGGUGAUGUUGGUAAUAUGGAGCCUUUCACUCUUCCCAACGAUGCAGCAGUUGAUGGGGUUGGUGGCUUUGCAGGGGUACUGCGUGGAUCUGGGUUAGCAUUCUUCUGUUGUGUUGGGUGGGAUGCUGUAUGUACACUGAGUGAGGAGGUACGGAACCCUAAGAAAGAUAUUCCCCGAGGCAUUAUGGGUACAUUACUUAUUGUAGCCCUAUUGUACUCUAUGUUAAGUAUUACUCUAUGCCUCAUGACCCCUAUAGAUAGUAUUGACUUGGAUGCACCUCUAGCUACUGCAUUCCAAUACCACCAUGACAACUGGGGUUAUAUUAUAACAUCUCUGGCAGCCACUACUGUCUGUACCCCAAGCGUUAUGAGUGGUAUACUGGGGCAGCCUCGUAUCUGGUAUAGAAUGGCUUUGGAUGGGUUACUCUUCAAACCCUUAGCCAAGCUUAGUGCUCACGAUGUACCUGUUGUUGGUACUACUAUAUGUGGUAUAAUCGCGACUAUACUAUCAGCCGUAUGCGAUUUUGAGCCAUUAGCUGGGAUGACCAGUUUCAGUACAUUGGCGAUGUUUACACUGGUUAAUGGUGGUAUUAUAUUAACGCGAGUAGAGGAUUACACUGAGAGGAGUGGUAGUAGCUAUCCUCCUAUCACUACCACUAACAUUACCUACUCAAUAUCUCUCUUU